Molecule: messenger RNA, 967 nt
Organism: Diabrotica virgifera virgifera (western corn rootworm)
Lineage: Eukaryota; Metazoa; Arthropoda; Insecta; Coleoptera; Chrysomelidae
Exons: 4
Coding region: 35-403 (122 amino acids)
Biological process (GO): sensory perception of smell; detection of chemical stimulus involved in sensory perception of smell
Cellular component (GO): plasma membrane
Molecular function (GO): odorant binding; olfactory receptor activity
Source: RefSeq, a predicted model, not a curated record
CUUUGAUCUUCUGUUCCAACUUCAGAACGCUACUAUGCUGUUUCUUAUAGCGACUUAUAUAUUAUGCACUGCCGGAAUCAUAUUCUUUGUUAUGACAAACAUUCGUCCAGACGCUAAUUGGAGACUUAUUUAUGUCCUCCUCAUUGAGAUUUUGAUCGGAAUGGGAUUCAGUGUUGUUGGUCAAAGUAUUUAUGAUGAGUCUUACAAAAUUAAAGAUAUGUUCUAUAACUGCCCCUGGAUGUACUGGAACGAAAGAAAUAAGAAAACGCUAUUGAUAAUAUUGCCUUGCACUAAACCGAUCCAAGUAUCCUGUUUUGACCUAGUAAUUUUAAAUCAUUCUGUGAUAACUAAGGGACUCAAACUGGUCUACACGAUUAUGGCUCUGGUGGCUAACUUGAGAUAAUUUAUAAUUUUUUAAACUUCUAUAAUAAUAAUCUACUAUAGCGGCCAACAACAAUAGGCAGAAUAAUUCUUACAAAUUUAUUAUAAUUAUUAAUAAGAUAACUUCUGGUUUAACUUCUGCAAACUUUAAUAUCUAUAUUUCUUCUACACUUCCUUUUGACUCCUUAAAGGCUGUCUCAAGGCUGUUUCAAAUCGAUCUGUAAAUUUUUGGUAACUUUUUUCUUAAUAAAUAUUUAAUAUUUAUAGGUGUUUUUAUGGUAAAAUCAAUUUUCUUUUUUAUUAUGAAGGUUUUUUUUUAGUUAUUUAGCCAUUUUUCGUCUUUUACUUUAUAUAUCAAUUAUCAUAUUUUCAUUUUUCAUUAUCUUUUUGCAUAAGAACAUGAUAUAUUCGAUUUUUAUAUUUUUCAUUUAGACUAAAAUUCUACUGUUCUACUGUAGCCUAUUUAAUUAUUAUUUGACCAUUAUUAUUGGUCCAUAUACUGUUUCUUUAUUAUCAUCUUAUUAUUAUAUUAUAUUAUAAUAUCACCUGUAUUAAAACAUAUCUUCGCAUAAAACAUGUACAUAGA